AUGUCGCUGGCCAUGGAAGAGGAUGAGUACGCCAGGCUGGUGAUGGAGUCGGAGCCUGAAUGGCUGCGGAACGAGAUCAAGCGGCUCUUCCAGGAGCUGGGCGAGACCACCCGGGAGAAGAUCCAGGCGGCGGAGUAUGGGCUGGCCGUGCUGGAGGAGAAGCAGCAGCUGAAGCAGCAGUACGAGGAGCUAGAGCUGGAGUACGAGACCAUCCGUACCGAGAUGGAGCAGCUGAAGGAGGCUUUUGGCCAGGCCCAUACAAACCACAAGAAGGUAGCAGCAGAUGGGGAGAGCAGAGAGGAGACCUUGAUUCAGGAAUCAGCUACCAAGGAAGAAUACUACAUGAAGAAGGUUAUGGAGUUGCAGACAGAACUGAAGCAGCUCAGAAAUGUCCUUGCCAACACACAGUCUGAAAAUGAACGCCUUAAUUCUGUUGCACAGGAACUGAAAGAGGUCAACCAGAAUGGAGAGAUCCAAAGGGCCCGGCUACGAGAUGACAUUAAGGAAUAUAAAUUCAGAGAAGCUCGUUUGCUGCAAGACUACACUGAGCUUGAGGAGGAAAACAUCUGUCUCCAGAAACAAGUGUCUGUCCUGAAGCAAAACCAGGUGGAGUUUGAAGGCUUAAAGCAUGAAAUCAAAAGGCUCGAAGAGGAGACAGAAUUUCUCAACAGCCAGCUGGAAGAUGCCAUACGGCUGAAGGAGAUCUCAGAACGCCAGCUGGAGGAGGCCUUAGAGACGCUGAAGACGGAGCGGGAGCAGAAGAACAACCUCCGCAAGGAGCUCUCUCACUACAUGAACAUCAAUGACUCCAUGUACAACAGCCACCUAAACAUCUCCUUGGAUGGGCUGAAGUUCAGCGAUGAGGCCACGGAGCCCAACAACGAUGAAAUCAUGAAUGGAUUUGAGCAAAACUGCCUCAGCAAACUCAGCAGUGGCAAGAACAGUACAUCAACACCCAAGAAAAAUGAGAGCUUCCCUCCAGCCCCGAGCCUGGUGUCAGAUCUUCUGAGUGAACUAAACAUUUCUGAAAUCCAGAAGCUGAAACAACAGCUCAUGCAGAUGGAAAGAGAAAAGGUGAACCUGUUAACAACGUUACAGGAAUCUCAGAAGCAGCUGGAAAAUACACGGGGGGCCCUCUCAGAGCAGCAUGAGAAAGUUGGCAGACUCACAGAAAACUUGAAUGCGAUGAAGAAGCUCCAGGUCAGCAAGGAACGUCAGUCUGCCCUUGACAAUGAGAAAGACAGAGACAGCCAUGAAGAUGGAGACUAUUAUGAAGUCGACAUUAAUGGGCCAGAGAUUCUGGAGUGCAAGUACAAAGUGGCUGUGGCAGAGAUCACUGACCUUAAAGAAGAGCUCAAAAAUCUUAAGGCCAAAUACAAAGAAUGUGAGUCUAAGUAUGAAGACGAGAAGAGCAGGUAUGAGACUGAGAACCAGGCUAUCACUGAAAAGAUCACCUUGCUAGAGAAGUCCAGCAGGCAUGACAGAGAACAAGUGGCCAGACUGGAGAAGGAGCUGAAGAAAGUCAACGAUGUUGCUGGGGAGACACAGGGCAGCCUCAGUGUGGCCCAAGAUGAACUAGUCACCUUCAGUGAAGAAUUGGCCAAUCUGUACCACCACGUCUGCAUGUGCAACAAUGAAACUCCAAACAGGGUGAUGCUGGAUUACUACAAGGAAGGGAAAGGUGGGCGCAGCAGCCCAGAGACCAAGGGAAGAAGGUCUCCCAUUCUUCUUUCUAAGGGGCUGUUAACUAUAGAGCUAGGAAAGGCCGAGAGCGGAAGCAGUGACAGCAGCCCAUCCUCAGUAUCAUCUCUCCCAUCUCCUGUGUCAGACCCUCGGAAAGAACCAAUGAAUAUUUACAACUUGAUUGCUAUCAUCCGAGAUCAGAUCAAACACCUGCAGGCUGCUGUGGACAGGACAACCGAGUUGUCCAGGCAGCGUGUGGCCACACAGGAACUUGGGCCAGUGGUGGACAAAGACAAGGAAGCUCUCAUGGAAGAAAUCCUGAAGUUGAAGUCCCUGCUGAGCACCAAGAGAGAACAGAUAGCAACUCUGAGAACCGUGCUGAAGGCCAACAAACAGACUGCAGAGGUAGCCCUUGCCAACUUAAAGAGCAAGUAUGAAAAUGAGAAAGCUAUGGUGACAGAGACGAUGAUGAAGCUGCGCAAUGAGCUGAAAGCUUUGAAGGAAGAUGCUGCUACCUUCUCUUCCCUAAGAGCAAUGUUUGCUACAAGAUGCGAUGAGUACGUCACACAGCUGGAUGAAAUGCAGCGGCAGCUCGCAGCGGCUGAGGAUGAGAAGAAGACUCUGAACUCCUUGCUCCGGAUGGCUAUCCAGCAGAAGCUGGCACUGACCCAGCGCCUGGAGCACUUGGAGCUGGACCACGAGCAGUCCAAAAGGGUGCGCACAAAGUCUGCUUCCAAAGCCAAGGGCCCAAAUCCUGGUCUGUAGAGUAGUCCCUGGAGAAGGCCCUUCCAACAGUGCAACAGCAUUGCUUAGCCUCUUUCAUGGCAGUUCAAAGUGGUAGACCAUUGCACAAGGAAUGGAAACCACUGCCCUGAUCCUAACUUUUCCUCUGUACCACCUGAAACUGUCCUUUUAUGUCUGAAGCUAUAAAACAAACAAGCUUUACCUAUCAGUGCUGCUGCAGUAAGAAAACUUACAAGUGCUGAAGAAACCUACUUCAAGUGUAAAGAUCACCACAGUAGUAUGUGACCUGCUAGAACCAUUGGGAGGGGAAUUUCCGCUGUCCAUGCAGGUGCUCCUUUUUUAUAUCUGAUUGUUAAACCUGUGCACUUUGGAUAUUUUG
This is a messenger RNA of Indicator indicator, 2806 nucleotides long. It is a transcript of the gene BICD2, whose product is annotated as BICD cargo adaptor 2. Gene Ontology annotation, molecular function: cytoskeletal adaptor activity; dynactin binding; dynein complex binding. Gene Ontology annotation, biological process: regulation of microtubule cytoskeleton organization; protein localization to organelle; microtubule anchoring at microtubule organizing center. The record is from RefSeq and is a predicted model, not a curated record. Gene Ontology annotation, cellular component: cytosol; Golgi apparatus. The transcript is spliced from 8 exons. NCBI's taxonomy places the organism in Eukaryota, Metazoa, Chordata, Aves, Piciformes, Indicatoridae. Bases 1 to 2448 code for a protein of 815 amino acids.